UAGCUCGCUGAGAUCUUUGCAGAGAGCAGAAGCAAGAACCAGAGGUCAGAGAGUAUCUAGCCUCGCUUUCGUACUCAGGAGAACUUCCAGAGAAGAGCCUGCCGCGUUUCCAGCCCAGCCAUGCUCCUGCUGCUCGCCUCAGUGCUGGGGCUUCACUUGGCCCUGAGAGACGCUGGAGCCCAGACGGUGACCCAGCCCGACGCCUACGUCUCUGUGUCUGAAGGAGACUCUGUGGAGCUGAGGUGCAACUACUCCUAUGGGGCAACCCCCUACCUCUUCUGGUAUGUCCAGCACCGCGGCCAAGGUCCUCAGCCUCUCCUGAGGUACUUUUCAGGGAACACCCUGGUUCAGGGCCUCCACGGUUUUGAGGCUGAAUUUAAGAAGAGCGAAUCUUCCUUCCACCUGAGGAAGCCCUCUGUGCACCUGAGUGACGCAGCCCGGUACUGGUGUGCUCUGAGUGCCACAGCGCCUGGGGCUGCAGGGGGAGCAGUGCACAAACCACCCCUGAGUGCAGAGCUCAGAAACUCAGCAGCUCUUCCUGGGCUGCGAAGUCAGCGGCAUCUUCAGGAGCAACAAAACUGCUCAAAUAACACCCUCGGAACACUCUUACACAUCGAAUCUCUAAGUCAUCAUCGAGCGACCGUCACCCCUGCACCAACCCCAUUCCGGGGUGCUGAUGUAGUUUUACACCAAGAAGUGGCCCUUUCCCCUUCCCUCCCUGUAUGUCAUUAUUACCAGCUCAGCUACACUGCUCCGAAGGAUUCUGGCAGGCAUUUUAUGCAGAUUUGCAAAGAAUAUGAAAUUCUUUUGAUCCUGAACUCAAACUUAGUAUUAAAGAAGUAA
Ochotona curzoniae (black-lipped pika) is the source of this 843-nucleotide messenger RNA. RefSeq lists its product as uncharacterized. The record is from RefSeq and is a predicted model, not a curated record. Bases 121 to 843 code for a protein of 240 amino acids. The transcript is spliced from 3 exons. NCBI's taxonomy places the organism in Eukaryota, Metazoa, Chordata, Mammalia, Lagomorpha, Ochotonidae.